GCCGCCGGCCGCCGCCGGCUGCCGCCGCCAGCCUUCUGGGCGCGUCUCUCUCCUGCGACCCUGGCCUCUGGCCCCGGCGAGAUAGCCGGGCCAGGCGAGGUUCUGGCCUGACCUGCGAGGUGACCUUCGUUCAGUCCCCUGUCGCGCCAAGCCUUGCCCCCGUCAGUGCGUGAGCCUGUCUCAGCCUCUCCAGCGGUUUGAGAACACCGACCUGCAUUGGCCCCAUAUUCUGCCCAGUGGCAGGGGGAGUGUCGGGCCGCCAGGCCCAGGGGCGGGGCCCGAGGAGAUGCCCCUGCAAGUGAAAUGGCCAUUCCCCGCGGUGCCGCCGCUUACCUGGACACUAGCCAGCAGCGUCGUCAUGGGCCUGGUGGGCACCUACAGCUGCUUCUGGACCAAGUACAUGAAUCACCUCACCGUCCACAACAAGGAGGUGCUGUACGAGCUCAUCGAGAACCGAGGCCCUGCCACUCCCCUCAUCACCGUCUCCAAUCACCAGUCCUGCAUGGAUGAUCCUCAUCUCUGGGGGAUCCUGAAACUCCGCCACAUCUGGAAUCUGAAGUUGAUGCGUUGGACUCCUGCGGCUGCAGAUAUCUGCUUCACCAAGGAGCUACACUCCCACUUCUUCAGCUUGGGCAAAUGUGUGCCUGUGUGCCGAGGAGACGGUGUCUACCAGAAGGGGAUGGACUUCAUUUUGGAGAAGCUCAACCAUGGGGACUGGGUACACAUCUUCCCAGAAGGGAAAGUGAACAUGAGUUCUGAGUUCCUGCGCUUCAAGUGGGGAAUUGGGCGCCUAAUUGCUGAGUGUCAUCUGAACCCCAUUAUCCUGCCACUGUGGCAUGUUGGAAUGAAUGACGUCCUUCCUAACAGCCCACCCUACUUCCCCCGCUUUGGCCAGAAAAUCACCGUGCUGAUUGGGAAGCCCUUCAGCGCACUGCCCAUGCUAGAACGGCUCCGGGCGGAGAACAAGUCAGCUAUGGAGAUGCGCAAAGCCCUCACGGACUUCAUUCAGGAGGAAUUCCAGCGCCUGAAGACCCAGGCAGAGCAGCUCCACAACCACCUCCAGCCUGGGAGAUAGACACCAUCCUGCCUGGCCCCAGGGAAUGGAUGGGUCCCCUGAGGCUUGGAGAAGAGGCAGUAUUGGGACCUCAGUCCCAGCUUGGCUGGCUCUCAGUGCUGCCUUCGGAUUCCUGCUUCUCACAAAACUGGGACUGGGGGAUGGAGUGAUGCUUUUAGUUUGGAUACAGUUUUUAGACAGACUGUCUCAUGAUUCCUACUGGGUGCCCUCUUCUACUUCGUGAGCAUCUAGCUCCUCCAUGGUUCAUCAGUUAAAAAGCGGGUCUCAGUGCCAGGCAUGGUGGUACAGUUUAUAAUCCCAGCAACUUGGGGAGCGGAAGCAGGAAGAUCACAAG
Molecule: messenger RNA, 1409 nt
Organism: Marmota flaviventris (yellow-bellied marmot)
Lineage: Eukaryota; Metazoa; Chordata; Mammalia; Rodentia; Sciuridae
Gene: Tafazzin
Product: tafazzin, phospholipid-lysophospholipid transacylase
Biological process (GO): inner mitochondrial membrane organization; cardiolipin acyl-chain remodeling
Cellular component (GO): mitochondrial membrane
Molecular function (GO): 1-acylglycerophosphocholine O-acyltransferase activity
Source: RefSeq, a predicted model, not a curated record